Molecule: messenger RNA, 1932 nt
Organism: Geodia barretti
Lineage: Eukaryota; Metazoa; Porifera; Demospongiae; Tetractinellida; Geodiidae
Source: the annotation of a GenBank genome assembly
AUGCUAAAUGAAGUUCGCAUAAUUGGUGUCGGGGGGAUGCCGGAGUUCGGCCCUGGAGAUGACCUGGCUGGACUGAUGAUAGACGCGGCCGCCGCCCAGGGCACCCCCAUUGAAGCGGGCGACAUCCUGGUGGUCACUCAGAAGGUCAUAUCCAAGGUCGAAGGCAAGGUGAUGACCUUCGAGGGCGUGGAGCCCUCGGCGCUGGCCAUCACAAUCACAGAGGGCCACCGCCGCGACCCGCGGCACACCGAGAUGAUCCUGCGAGAGUCCGUUCGUAUCGUGCGAAUGGACCGUGGUGUGAUCAUCGCGGAGACGAAGCACGGCUUCUACUGUGCAAACGCGGGGAUAGACGCCUCCAACAUACCCGGCAACAACACCAUUGCCCUGCUUCCCGACGAUUCGGAUGUUUCGGCCCAGAGCAUCCGCGAAGCCGUGCGACAGCGGCUGGGUGUGGACGUGGCCGUCAUCGUCUCCGACACCUUCGGGCGUCCGUGGCGUAACGGUGCUGCCAACGUGGCCAUCGGCGUGGCCGGAAUGGACCCGCUGCUGGAUUACGUGGGCGCCCUGGACGCCCACGGCAACGUGCUCCAUACCACCCAGAUCGCCGUCGCCGACGAACUGGCCGCCGCAGCCGAACUCGUGACCGGGAAGGCCCUGGGCAUUCCCGUGACCAUCAUCCGGGACUAUGAGUUCGAGACAUUGGAGGGCGCCACCAUCCAGCGCCUGCUCCGCACCGGAGAACGAGACCUGUUCCGGUAAAGACGACCUUUCGUUUGCGAGGACAAACGCUCAGGCUUGUGGUGCUCUCUCCGGCCAGCCCAGGCCAGUGCCAUAGGCGCGGAAGUCUCCCUCAAUUGACAGCGGGAGCUGACGUAUUUCGUCGGGUUCGGCAAAGUUGCUCACUCCCACUCCCAGCAGGCGGAAGGUGCGCCCGGUGGUGAGCUCGGCCGAAAACAGUCGCCACGCCAGCUCCUGAAUGGGGCCCGGUUCGUUGGAGGGUGACGGGAGAGUGGACUGCCUAGUGAAAGUGGUGAAGUCCGCCAGCCGCAACUUCACGGUUACCGUUCUUCCCUGCAGGCCCUUCCGCUCAAGGCUGCCGGCCACCCCGCCUGCCAACUCCUCCAGGACCCGCCGCAAUUCCUCCGGGUCGCCGAGGUCGUCGGGGAAGGUGGUUUCGGAGGACACCGAUUUGGUGAUGCGCUCGGUGUUUACGGGCUCGUCGUCCAGCCCUAUGGACCGCAGUCGCACGCUAUUGGCACGCUGACCGAACAUGCGCUCGAACCACUCGGGCGGCUGCUCCGCCAGUGCGCCGAUGGUGUCGACCCCCUCAGCCUUCAGACGCUCGGCGGUCUUGGGGCCUAUGCCCCACAGUUUUCCCACCGCCAGGGGAGCCAGGAAAUCCGCCUGAUCACCCGGGGGCACCACUACCAGACCGUCGGGCUUGUCGAGGUCGGAUGCGAUCUUGGACACCGACUUGCUGACGCUGACCCCUACCGAAACGGUCAGACCAGUCUGGCUCUUCACCCGCCGCUUCAGGUCCAGGGCUACGCCCAGCGGCCAGCGGCCCUCUGAUUCAUUGACCGCCCCGCUGAUGUCCAAGUAUGCCUCGUCCAGCGAGAGCGGCUCAAUGACCUCAGUGAACUCGCGGAAUACUUCCAUCACCUGCCGCGACAUCUCACGGUAGCGGGUGAACCGGGGGCGGACGAUUAUUCCCUGAGGGCAGAGACGCACGGCGGUGCGCAUGGGCAUGGCCGACCGGACUCCGAAAGGCCGUGCUUCGUAGGAUGCCGUGGCCACGACACCACGACUCUCAGGGCGUCCGCCGACCAACACAGGUUUGCCGCGGAGUUCAGGGUUGUCAAGCUGCUCCACGGUGGCGUAGAAAGCGUCGAGGUCGGCGUGGAUGAUGUGUCGCAUGAAACACCCGCAGGG